UGUGAGGAGGAAGCUUCUGUUAUCCGCAGUGAUGAUGCAUCCUUGAAUCUGGAAGGAAGGAUUGCCGCGAGAAGAGCAAGAUGGAGCACCCACAAGAGAAGACUCGAGCAGCAGGCGGCCAGGGAGCCUCGACAGCCAAGGAGAAGGGCACCAAGCGAGGCAACAGGCAGGCUGUCGCUGACCAGCUGUUCGAGUGCCUGCAAAGGGGCGAUGUGGUGCAACUCGAGAAGCUGCUGGCGCAGCUGCCUGCCAAAGAUCCCGCCGUCAACAUGAUGGUGGGUGAGCAGAGAGGAGAGCAUCCAUCCAUCGGCAGCCAAUCGCAACAAAACAAGAAAGAUCCCCAACCCAUCAUACCGAUUGAUUGAUUCCUUGUGUGCGUGUGUGUCUGUCUGGCAACUGACUGACUGACAGGAUGCGUCGUUCAAGACGCCACUGAUACGUGCGGUUCUUGCGCGGGACUUCAGGGCCUUCCUGCUACUCCUGCGUGCGGGCGGCGACCCGUUCGCCCAUGACGGUGAUGGCCAGGCGCUGAUGGACCACUUGCUGCCCACUCUGCCGGCAGCCGACAGCAAGGAGGGCUACCUGGUGUCGUUCGGCAAGGCGUCAAACUACCUGUUGGGGUACCCGACAGCCGCUAUCGAUGUCACCGUCCCAAAGGUCGUCACGUUGGCCCUUCCUCCACAUGGUCAGGGAAGGAGGGAACGAGGGAGGGAGGGAGCCUGGACUGCCCUUCAUUAAAACCCAUCCAUCCAUCCAUCCACUCGUUCUUCCCGUUGUGUAUGUUGUCAUCCAUCCAUCCAUCCAUCCACGAUUCCAUCAGGUGGUGGCAGUGCGUCGUCGUCAUCGGCCUCCGGUUCCGCCCACCGUCACCGCUCACAUGUCAAGGUGGCCCACAUGAGCUGCGGCAAGUACCACAGCGCGGUCGUCACCAGCUGCGGCCGUGUCUUCGUGUGGGGGCUCGGGGGCCAAGGCCGACUCGGAGUGGGGCACUCGAGUGCUGUCCUGGAACCAAAGGCACUCAACACAUUCGGGCCGCCCACAGAGAGGAGGGCAGUGCAGGUAAUUAUGAGGCUGGCUGGGCAAUGUUGGUGUGUUCGUUCCUUAGCAGGGAGGCAGGCAAGGCGACGUGUGUGUGUGUGUGUGUUUGGAUGGAUGUGUGUGUGUGUGCAGUUGAGUGUGGGUGAGGACCACUCGAUGGUGCUCGCCCAGGACGUGCGCGGCUCUUACACAAACGUCUACACAUGGUAUGGUACCCACCACCGGCAGGCAGGCAGGCAAAUGCAGACACCCCACGACAUUCAUCCGCGGCGGUGUCUGUCAUUCAUUUCAUGAAUAGGGGGUCCAAUGGCUACCACCAGCUCGGUUAUUCGACGCCCGGCAGCAAGGGAUGCGCUAGCGACGACGGGGGGGUGGUGUGGCUGCCCAGCAAGGUGCGAGCACUCAGGACUCUGGUCGUCCUCAGCGUCGCAGCCGGCAACCAACACAGCCUCGCGCUCACCAGCGACGGCCGCAUGUUUGCAUGGGGCUCCAAUGCGCGCGGCCAGUGUGGGCUUGGUGCGGAAUUCCCGUCGAUCGAGACGCCUCGCGAGUGCCCCUCCCUGAGCGACACAGUGCGCAAGAUAUUCGCUUUGAAUCUCUUGUCGGCGGCCAUCAAUAAGAAUGGAGGUAGGGAGGGCUGGAAGCAGUUCAGCUGACUGCCUGACAAUUCCUGCCUGUCUGUCUGUCUGAUGUGUCUGUGUGUAUUCAGAUGUGUUUGUGUGGGGUGGCUCCCCCGUGGCGCUGGAGGGAUCGCUUCAGACAUCGUCCCUUCCGGCACACCUGAAGUCGCACAUGGGGUAAUACCACGCACACACACGGAAGAUGAGAAGCGCCGUUUAAGCACCACUCACUGGCCUUUGUGUUUGGGUGUCUGUCGGUUUGUUUGUUUGUUUUCGUUGGUUAGGUUCUUUCUGCCCACAAAGCUUCGGACACCGAAGAACACAUCGCAGAGUGAUGAGGGGGAGGGGCUGAGCCGCAGGCAGAGGUCCAGCAUGGCCGCCCUGCCACCCUUCUCCACCGUGGCCCUCGGCAAACGGGUCGCACUGGGAGCAGCCAUCGAUGGCAGGUCGGUCACAUAUCUCCACCCAUCCAACCAUUCAUCCCUCCCGUCCAUCCAUCCUCUCCUACCUGCCCUGGUCUGUGUGUGAUGUGAAUGUGAUUAUCAGGUUGUUUGCAUGGUCGGUGGUCAGCCGGCCAUGCUACGCCACGGCCGUCCGCUCCCUCCUGCACGUCAAGUCGGUGGCUGUCCAGGCCCAGCAUCUUUUCGCUCUCCGCGACAACGGCAUCCUCUACACCGCCAAGAUACCAGACGUCGGCCUCAGCCCCGCACUCACCCCAGCAACCAAACACCCACCCUCACCCAAAGUCACGGCGACCUCGUCGACGAGUGCUGCUGCUGCUAGUGCUAGUGGCGGGGGUGGUGUGUCUGGCGGGGCACCGGCAGCUAGCGUGCCAGCGGUGGCCACGCCGCCGCACCGCCCGACGCCGGUGCCGAUCGUUUGUGAGUUUCAUCCAUUGAGGACGCUGACGUGUGUGACGAGCAUCGCGUGUGGGCCUCAUCACAUGUUGGCGGUGACCAAUGUGGGCCGGCCAGCGAGGAUUGUCACUGGGUGGGUGCGAACACGUACAGACAGAUGGCAGACAGAGGGACGGACGGACGGACGGACACCUGGCUUGAUAUUGAUUGCGCGGUUGUGUUGUGUUUGUGUUGGUUGAUUGCUCGCAGUGCUAGAUCAGAGGAGGACGAGACGGCGACUGAGCCCAGCAACACAGAUCACGAUGACGACACCGAGUCGGAGACCACCACCAACAGGGCGGCGUCGGAGCACACCAAUUCCGCUGCACUGCACCAGCCACCCUCCCUCAAGCUCCUCUGCGAGGCCAAAGUCGCGCGCAUGAUCACUCUCAGAAACGUGCUCGAAGUCGCGGUAUGUGAUGUGCCACCACACACAUACACACGACUAAAUGUGUGGACGGCUCAGUAAGCAUCUCUCGCUCUCUCUGUGUGUGCGUGUUUUGACGGUCAGGAUUUGGCUGAGACGGUUGGGUGCGAGGCUUUAUUCGACUAUGUGGUUCGUUUCCUGCUGGUCAAUCUGCCCCAGUACCUCUCCUCCCAGUACUCCCACGUCAUGCAGUCGCUGCCUCAGGUGGUGGCGGACGCAGUGCACCUCCAGCUCCAAUACGACCUUCCCCCAUCCACCAUCAUGAGGGACCCCACAUUUUCUGAGCGACUCAGGCGCGCCCAGCGCACAUCGGGUGGUCGGCAAGGGGCAACACACGGCGGCGGGGACACGGCCUCUCCUCCCCCAUUGCUGCGCUCCCCCCCGUUGGGCCAUCGUCGCGACCCGCUGGAUGACUUCUCCCUGGAGGACUCACCCGCCAUUGCCGCUCUGGCCGACCCCCUGACGCUUUCCUCGCCGAAUGGUGGGUCAGGGGAUCUGACGCUGGCGGGCUUGCAGGAGAGCAGGGGAGAGACCCCCCAGCUGCGGACGCAGCCGUCCCCUCUGCAGUCGCCCCACGGCCUCUCGCCACGUGUUGCCGACGGCCGGCUGCAGCCACAGCAGCCCUCUGUCGACCUGUCGGACCAGAUGGCGGUGUUCCGGCGGUAUAGGCGUGUGCAGAAAAAGCUCAAGGAGAUCAGGGGGCUCAUGGAGAGAGGCGGAGUGUCCCCAAAAGUCGGGCCGUCAUCCCCGCCCACAGAAGCACCAGCCGUACCAGAAGCAGAAGGCACCGCUGUUGCUGCUGCAGCAGCUGCUGCAGCGGCAUCGUCGAGUAAGGCGUCUGAGGGCGAGAAGGGGGUUUCCCCUGAGGUGUCGGCCAAGAUCGGGCAGCGGGCGGCUUUAGAGAAGGAGCUGCAGGAGCUGGCCUCCACGCUCCGUGAGGGAUUCGGCUUCGACGUGGGCGAGCACGGCGCCUCCAAGGAGCAGCAGUACCGCAGCCGCACCUCCAAUGGUGCUGCUGCUGAUGUCACCGAGGCCGCCGCCCUGUCGCCGGCCAACGAUGCAUCAUCGCCCGAAAAUGAGGGCGACCACAUAUUACCCCAGAAGGCCGUCAGGCCGCCCAGCCCUUCCCCCGCCCCCCUGCAACGUCCAUCCUGGUCUGCCAUCGCCUCCCUCCCAGCAAGAGACACACCGACAGCAUCGACGGCAAAGAUGAGCUGGCGUCAGGCGCUGUUCGGACAGGGAGAUAAUGCCGCCGACCAGCCGUCGGCUCCGUCAUCGGCCUCACCCAUGUUCCCCGACCUGAGGGACUCGCUGGGCAUCAGCCACUCUGACAGGAGGCUCAGGCCGAUUCCUGAGGAGACGGCGUCACAGCGGGAGACCAGCUCCACCAACGGCCCAGUGGCUGCUCCCGCAGAGAGGGAGGUUGAGCUGGAGGAUAUGCCCACCCCCAGGGUCGAUCCGGCCAAUGCCGUCACACCAUCGCCCGCUGCAUGCCCAUCGCCGCCCGACGAUCUGUCGAUGCAGGAGGACCAGUGGAUCCAAGUGCAGAAGGGCAGCAAAAAGGGCAGUGGCAGUGGCAGUGGGGGUGCAAAGAAAGGGAGCGAAGAAAGGCAGCCCCAGACAGCAAGGUCACAAGUGGCGCCGAGAACGACUAGCGGCAGGAGCAGUGUCUUUGCGGCGGCUGCGGGCUCCAGCAAGGAGGGGAGUGCAGCGUCUGCUGUUCAGUCUGUCACGGAUGGGACAUUUGCCCUGUCGGACUUCCUGGUCGUCAAGACCAAGAAAGGUCAGCCAGCUGACAACAAGUACAUGCAGUACUGACACCCACAUGACUGAACAAAUGAAUCGAUGAAUGGAUGGAUGGAUGGACCGGCGUGUUGUUACCCUUGGUUGUUUGUGGCAUGCAGGGAAGGAGAAGCCGAAGGAGGGCCCGUCUGCCCUGCUGGCGUCUGCCAUCGGAGAGGUCAAGUCGGGCGAGUCCUCUCCCGCAUCCGCACAAGUCAUCAAGAAGACGGCAUGGGGCACUCCCGCCGUCGUCCCGCCCCCUCCUCCACACCCGGCAGCCUCUCCAUCGCCACCCUCGCCCCCGUCAGCCAAGGCCAAGGCCCCUUCCGAUGACUCACUGGCUCAUCCCACUGACCCGCCGCCAACGCCAUCAGACGAGCAGCCGAGCGUUGCACCAGCGAGCGCGAGAAGCAGGGGCAGCAAGGUGGUGCCGUCAGUGAGUCUAUCCGAGAUCAUGAUGGAGCAGGAAGAGCAGCAGCAGCAGAUGCAGCAGAGGAUGGGCAAUCGGACUGGCGCGGCGUCUGCCUGGGGGUCCCAUCAGUCGAGUGCAGGCGCCCACGUGCCGCAUCGACCGCCGGCGCAUUCUGAGACGGCCAACAAGUGGGGGAAGGACCAGCUGGAGAAGAUCACGGGCCAGCUCAAGACCGGCCCAGGACUGCAGGAAAUCCAGGCAAGAACGAGAGAGACAAACACGAACGCUCCCUCAAUCGCAUACAAUGCAUACAUCAUGUUUUUUCUUUCUUCUGGUUUCAAUCUGUCUGUCUGUCUGUCUUGAUCCACCCACCAGGCGCAGCAGCAGGCUGACCGUGACAUCCAGUUGUCCAUCCAGCUGGCAGAAGAGCUGGCGAAAUCGAAUGAACCCCCACCAGCAGCCCCUCCACCCCCCGACUACAGCCACAAUCGCGGCAGCCGCCCCAGACGCGACCGAGGCCGAGGUAGAGGCUCCCAUACCGCCGCUGACGAGCACCCACCACCUCCAGCUGCAGCUGCAGCAGCAGCGGCAGCGGCAGCGGCGACGGGUGAGUCCCGCCAUCGAGCGGGGAGGCGAUCGUCACAUGAGUUGGGGAGCGGCCUAGGUGACCACAUGUCGAGAGGCGGCGGGUCGGGUGGGCGGCGGAGAGGCUCAAGGGACGAGAGUGCCCCGGCAGAUAACAGCCACCCACACGUCCAGCCACACCACGGCGAUCACGACAAUGAGAGGGGCCGUGGCGUUGGCGGUCGGCGGGGGAGGGGGACGGUAAGGAAGGUCUACCGGCCUAAGGCCACCAAGAACGGCGAGUGGGAGCCAAGCGGCAGCAGAGGGGACGCUGCAGCAUCAGCUUCAGCAUCACCGGCAGCAGAGGGCUUCUGGGGUGAGGACGAGGAGGGUGCUGGAGCUGAGUAGGGUGGCGGUGUGUGUGUGGUAGAGGGGUGGAUGUAGACAUGUAGACUGACACGUGGAGUGGUGUCUGUGGUUCCAUUUGAUUAGUGGGUGGGUCAGUGGGUGGCCGGAUAAUAUGAGGAAGGAAUUGACUAAGGAUGGAUGGAUGGAU
Messenger RNA from Vitrella brassicaformis, 6295 nucleotides. Lineage: Eukaryota; Vitrellaceae. The record is from the annotation of a GenBank genome assembly.